Molecule: messenger RNA, 1587 nt
Organism: Diuraphis noxia (Russian wheat aphid)
Lineage: Eukaryota; Metazoa; Arthropoda; Insecta; Hemiptera; Aphididae
Product: phospholipid scramblase 2-like
Biological process (GO): plasma membrane phospholipid scrambling
Cellular component (GO): plasma membrane
Molecular function (GO): phospholipid scramblase activity
Source: RefSeq, a predicted model, not a curated record
AUACCGAAAUAGUGAAAUCACUUGUUAUUCAGUGAAUCGGACUACAAGUCUACAACUACUCUCCGUCACCAUAGUCCCCUAUCAAUUAGGCAUUUUGGCAUAUCGCAUAUAUAUUUUGRACUAUGUAGACAUGUAGUAGGACGUCGUGCACAAUGCUGGUAGUAGUAAUCUAUUCUGUGGUAGUAGCCAGUAGGAAACUAUAUAGAAUAAACGCCAAACGGUAUUAACAGAUUAGCUAUUCAGUGACUCAGACGCUCAGUAGUGCAGUACUGCAGUAGUCACUAGUCAGUAGUUCAGUACUGUAGACGACGGCGACCGUGUAACUUGUUGCGGUCAGUUGUAUGUUACGUUGUGUGUACUGCGUUCUGAAUUUCUGAUUCCCGAGAAUAUUUUUAUUUGAAAAUUGCAAAAAGUUACAAUGUAUACCAAUCCAAAUGUAGCACCAGCACCACCAGGAUUUUCUCAAUAUCAUUCACCUCAAAACCAAUAUCCACCAGCUGCUAAUCAAAAUCAAUAUCCACCAAUCGGUCAUCAAAAUCAAUAUCCACCAGUCGGUAAUCAAAGUCAACCAUAUCAACAUGACCAAUAUAAUAUGUAUCAACAUCAACAACCAAUGCCAGCACAACAAAAUCUGGGAUAUCCAAACUACCCACCUCCAUAUUCACAGCCGGGUUAUGGACAAGUUAUUCAGCAUCAACCCAGUGCAUAUCAACCAUCCCCUCAAGUGGUAGCUGAUGGUUGGAUGCCUAUUCCUCAAGCCAUACCUCAAAACUGUCCAAAUGGACUCCAGUAUCUUUCAACAAUUAAUCAAUUACUUGUUAAACAGCAAGUGGAAGUAAUAGAAGCCUUAUUAGGGUUCGAGACCAAUAACAAGUAUACAAUUAAAAACAGUGCUGGCCAAAAAGUAUUUUAUGCUGUGGAAGAUAAUGAUUGUUGUACACGGAAUUGUUGUGGACCAAUACGUCCAUUUGAAAUGAAAAUCUUAGAUAACUAUAAAAACGAAGUUAUUCAUUUAUCAAGGCCUUUAGCAUGCCAAUCUUGUCUUUUUCCUUGUUGUUUACAGAGAAUUGAAGUAUUUUCACCACCUGGGUGUUUGGUUGGAAUUGUUGAACAAGAUUGGUCUAUUUUAACUCCGAUAUUCACCAUUCGUAAUGCAGCUAAUGAAGAAGUGUUAAAAAUCGAAGGACCAAUAUGUCGAUAUAGUAUGUGUGGAGAUGUUGAAUUUAAAAUAUUAUCGAAAGACAAAACCACUGUAGUUGGCCGUAUAUCUAAACAAUGGUCUGGACUCUUAAGGGAAGUAUUUACUGAUGCCGAUUUCUUUGGUAUUAGCUUUCCUAUGGAUCUUGAUGUACGUAUGAAAGCUGUUAUGCUUGGAGCCUGUUUUUUGAUUGAUGUCAUGUUCUAUGAAAAACGUGGAAAUGCAGAAAGUGAUGGAAUUGGGCUUUGUUAACCUUGUUAUCUUCCAAUAUAUUAUGGAUAGUAUUUAACUUUAUGAUCAAAAAUGUUGCAGUUAUGUGUAUUUUCUUUUCUUUAAAAAAUAACUCAAUUAAAAUCACGAGUCUAUCAUUUUUACAUUUAAAAAUUAUU